CUCAACUGUGCGGGUUUUGAUUGGAAGAAUGCAGCUGAGUAGGAAGGGUGUCCCAGGGCGACCUCUGAUUUAAUCGGAGCUCCUAAGAAUUUUCUCCUAUCGCUGACACUCCUGCGUGGCUGCUGACGCUUCUUCUGCUGCUGGCCACCUUUCUGCACACCUGAGGCUCCCACCGCAGCAUGCAACAACCAGGCCGGCUGAGGCUGAGGCCGUGGCUGGAAGAACAGAUUCAGUCUGGGAAGUAUCCGGGAGUCAGCUGGCUGGACCAGUCAGCACGAAUCUUCCAGAUCCCAUGGAAACACGCCGCUCGCCAUGGUUGGAGUAUUGACCGAGAUGCUACGCUCUUCAGGAGUUGGGCCAUGCACACUGGCCGGUACCAUCCAGGCAAAGACAAGCCGGAUCCCAAGACGUGGAAGGCAAACUUCCGCUGCGCCUUGAAUUCUCUGCCUGACAUCUGUGAGCUGAGGGAGCACAGCAGAAAGCGAGGCAGCAACGCCUACAGAGUCUACAGGAUGCUGCCCAGCUCGCAAACACACAGACGCAAGAGAGGGCUUCGGUUAUUGAGUCGACCCCGGGAAAAGCAGAGCAGUUCGGGAGCGUGCCCACGCAUUGAUACAUACGCCACGCACACUUGGCAGCACACCACAGCAAGACCUGUUCCUGACCCACCGCAGAAGCUGGAGAGUGGUGCGGAGGACACAUUUGGCAACACUCAAACGCAUGGGAUGUGGGAGGCCAAAGCAGAGGACCAGGAACAAAAUGACGCCGUGUUUAAGCUGAUGGACCAUUUAGGCAACCCUGAUAUCUGGAGCCAGACAGCAGAGCAGAGGUGGAGAACACACUCUCUGUUGGACCACUGGCACUAUGCUGGCGAUGACAACACCUACCCUCUACACACAGAGAACUACAGUGAUUUGUUCGGUCCGAACCACUUCAAGGAACUCUCUGACUGGCCCGCACAUCAGCAGACACUGAUGUAGCAGCCAUGAACCAACUACGCAACCUCCUCCUCUCUGCGGUUACCGCAUAUUUGUUUUUUACCCCAGGCUUUCUUUCUGACCUUUAACAGUUUUCCUCCCGUCUUUCUGCUGAGCUGACCACUGAGAGAGUAACAGGAGAAGGCGAGAGGACAGAGGAUAUUGCUCUGUCAGUCAGCCGGUCGGUCAUCCUCUCUGCUCAGCAUGCUGAGAUAAAGAUCCAGUUCCAAGCCAAGCUCUUCUCCUGUCAUCAUCACUUGUGUUCACAGCGGUUCAGUGCCUCAAACUCACUGAAAUGACACCAAGCUCACAACACAGCUUACAGAGGAAACACAGCUCAUUUCGCUUCAGUUAUUGUUCUCCUGUUUCGUUGAGCACGUCUGGAUGUUUAGCCAACACGCAGUGCACAAAGAGCUGAAUAAAGAGGCAGGGGAUUUGAGCAAGGCUCCCCGGCUCUGCCUUAAUUUACAGGAAGCUGAUUUUGUAUAUAUAUAUAUAUAUAUGUGUGUGUGUGUGUGUGUGACUCUACUGUUGUUUGUUCUUUAAUUUUAAAGUUUGUAAAAUGUAUUUUUGAUGUGAUACUAGAGUUUUGUACUAGUAGAGUAGUAGUUUGUGUAUUAUUUUAAAAAAUAGAAAAACAUUGGGCAUUCAUAGAAUGCCAAAGCUACCAUUAUGCUUGAGUUUGUUGGGAAUCUUUACAUUCCAUGUAUAUAUUAAAAAUAAAAAAUGAAUUAAUACGUUUCAGUGUGUGUGUGUGUGUGUGUGUUAGAGCUGACAGGUGUGUAAUGGCUCAAAUCAAAUCAAAACAAAUAAAAACAAAACCUUUAUUAUCCCCAAGGGGGCAAUUACCCAUGCAGCCAGUGGUGAAACAAGACACUCACCCACAGCAUAACACACAAGACCGCCAUGGGACUAAGUAAAUAAAUAAAUACUCCAAAAGAGGGAUGUAAAAGAUUAAAAAAAAAAAAAAUACAAAAGAGAGCAAUUUGACAAUAUAUGCAACAUAUAGUGAUUAAGGACCUAUGCAGGGGAAGUAUAAGUCAAGAAUCAGGUCAAUAAUACAAUUGCCGUCUAGACAAAAGAGUUUUUAAGACGAUGGUUUGGUUUUACACCGAGGCAGAAGCACGCAAUAAGAACUCUUUGAACAAUCGGUGGGUGGAGUCUGCCAAGAUUCCCUUGACCUGUACAUGUCCGAUAUAUAAUCAAGAGAACUACCCAUAGUCUUUGUGCACACUUUAGUAAUGCCCUGGAUCCUGAUCUUGUUGCACAGAGACAGUGUACCACACCAGCAGAUUAAAGAAAAUGUUAAAACUGAUUCAAUAAAACAUGACUGUAAAAUUCUCAAGCACGAUCCAUGUUAAACUUGGCUGUUUUUUUCCACCUGAUGCUCAAAUGUCAGUUUGAGCAUGAAAAUGACACCUUAAUAUUUAUGUAUUUAUCUCCACGUGCUGUUUUCCAGUGCUGGUUGGGGACCUGGAUGAGGGAGAUUUCCCAGUAUCAAUAACCAUGUCUUUAGUUUUUGAGGUGUUUAUUUCACGAUAGCACGGCUGUGCUAUUGUCAGUUUCCUGGCUGCUCUGCAGAGACACACACUUUAAAAUGUGAUUCCCCUCAUCCCGGCUAGUUUAAACUUAAAGGACGCAGCCUUUCACCUGUUGAGGUCUCUCGGUUAAAAAGUCCAGCAGCCGGUUUAUGAGGCUGGAUUGAAAACAAUGAGAAAUCAACAAAAACAAGACGACUGAGAGUUUUAACGCCUUCUAACUGAGAUCAGGUUAAAUUAAAGAGCGUACUUAUGGCAUCAUUAACGCCUCUGCCUGGCCUGUAGGCAAACUGAAAUGUCUAAAAGACCAUGGACCUCACUCAAAAGAUCAUCCUUUACAGUCUGUUCAAAGACUGCUCUUUAGUCCUUCUUAACCUUGUACCAUACAGUGCAUCGAUGGACUGUGCUGAAGUGGCAGUUUGGUGUGAGAAUCACAUUUUACAGUUAUUGCAGUUGCGACUGGAAAUAAAUGAACCAGUGUUUUGAAUGAAUACAGCAAGUAAGUGUAUUUUGUGUGCUGCAUCAGGAGGAAACGUUCACUUUGUAUUAGCAUUAGCUUUUUCACUUCCGUGCACGUCAGUGUGCAUGGUUCCCGUUAUUAGUAACUUAAAGCAGAACUGUUUGUCUCCACUCAGUUCAUCAUAAUGCAAACAUCUAAAUAUUGCAAUACUUUCCUCAGUGGACCAUACGUCCAGUCAACAUUAUAUUACCCACUCAGCAACAGACAAUUAUUUGACUGGAAUUCUUUGAGGGUGCCACUUUCAAGUGGAAACUUUUUGUCAUGACAACUAAGAUUUAGCUUGAGGGGACGAUGAUGGGUCCCUGCCACUAGACUGAGAAUCAGUACAUGAAACUCCUUCAGUUUAAACUAACUCCACUGGUAUCAUCUGCAACUGUAAGAGCAGAGUGAGUAAUUUGACUUAGGUACCUUAACCAAUUUACCUGGCACCAUUUACUUAACUAAAUACUUCAGUAAAGGGGGAAAAGAAAAUAAACUGUGCUUUUCCUCUGUAAGUAAAAACAUGAACUAGACAAUUGUUCAAACAGCAACAGAUAACAUUUAUUUAUAUAUAUAUUUUUUUUUAUUCUGAAAAAUGCAGAAAAAGACAGAUGGAUUUCCCUUUAAAGCGGGAACUACAUUUUAGGCAGAUCCUGAGGAAAAAAAACACUGUGGCAAAACUAGCUUCCCUGUAAUGUUACAGACAAGUGACCAAAAAUAUGUAUGAAUCUGAAUACAUAUAAACCAUGGAUCACUUUUAUAUUUUUAUGUAUUUACAGUUUCAUCACAAAAUAAGUCCUAUGACAGGAAUCCCAAAAUGAAACAUUCAACCAGUCCACUAGCACAGCCUGCUGGUCAGAUAAUGUACUGCAAUGCCAGAGUGACUGCAUACAUUACAGUGUUUAGCCCAGAGCAGGAAUACCUUUAAAAAAAAAAAAAGUCUACAUAUACGUGGAUCUGUCCUCACACAGGAAUAACUACACAGACAUUUAAACAGGAACAGAUCUGUGUGGCAACAUUUUAACCUGAUCAAUUAAAUCCGUCAGAGAAUAUUGGGAAAGUUAAGGCUGUGAAUGAUGUUACAAGUGUGACUUUAUCCAUUCGGGGUGUUUCUUGUUGCCUGGCACCGACACUAAAAGGUUCCAUUCUCCAUGUACCAUAAAUAGUUUGACAGUAACACUCAUUAAACAUCAAUCUACAUGCUCGACGUAUUACAUUCAUCACACUUUGUUCUUGAAAUUUUCAAUCGGAGGAUGUACAUGGAGGACAAUCAAUCACAUGUAUUACAAGACCCAAUGGAUCAGGUUCAGAAAUUUGGACAACACGUGACAAUACUGAAGGAUGGAAAUGUGCAUGUUACUGAAAAUACAUUAGCUCUGGCCUGACACAACAGAGCAUUAUCAGGCAAUAAGAGCUGCAAUUGUUUGCUUUUCCCUUAGAGGGGAAAACUACAUGUGCUUGAAGAAAAGGAGUAAACUGGGAACAACAUAAUAUCUACAGAGGGUCAGAAGGUGAUUUAAUACAUCACAUGAAAUCAUUUAAAACUGAAGCAACUUCAUCACACACUGCUACAAAAGUGGGUCACAUUUGCCUGAAUGUGAUUUGGUAGCAUCAAACAAAAACCUCCAGGGGAACAAACUAAUGCCUGCUCGCAUUUUGGAACAAUAACUGGAAAUACAGUUGUGCAGGACAAAAAGCAACAGCUGCUUAAACGAACUCCAACGGAUAUGAUGGACAUAUAGUUGGGGAACUCUGCCAACCCACCAUUGUAGCAGUGUUUUCAGUGGUGAUUAGGCUCCUUCAAAGUUUAAAUCUUGGUCUACUGUUGGUAUACAAGCCUCAAAAAGAGAAAGAAAAAACAUGAAUCUAAAAACCACUACGCAUUGAGCUUUCAAAUUGUGCUAAUAAAACAAAUAAACAUGACUUCAGAAGGCAGAUUAGGAAGUUCAUAGUUUAUUAAAAUUCUAUAUGGUUCAAUCUAAAUGAGUAUAAAAAAAAACAGUGUAAAUCAAUGCAAAAUUCCUAAGCAAGUGAGUGUACAAUGUGUGGUCCAGUGUACGCUACCCAUUUCAAGUUUAUGACAAAACAGCAAUCUCUAACCCUGAAAGCAACUUAGAAUCGUGACUAUUUCUCAGAAUAGAAACUAUGAACAUAUAAUUUUUGCCUUGCUACCUUUACCUGUCCUUUGAUAAACCUCUGAAAAUAAAGCAGAAAAUUGAAUGUUCCAAAUCUCCAGCGUGGCCCAGCCACCAUGAGGUCCGUUUACAAAUCAGAGAAUAAAUACAGGCAUCCAAAUGGGCUACAACAGCAGACAUUUCGGAAAAAAUAUUUUCCUCAUGCAUACACACAAGCAUACUUCUGACUGAGAUUAUGAGCUUUCUAAACCCCCUUAUCUACUCUGAACAGUUACUCUUUACAGUGCAACAGUAUGGCAGCAAAUGGAUAGCAGUGCUUUCAUUAAAAAAAAAAAAAAAAAAGGAAUGGAAAAUAAAAAUAUGUA
Molecule: messenger RNA, 5514 nt
Organism: Mugil cephalus (flathead mullet)
Lineage: Eukaryota; Metazoa; Chordata; Actinopteri; Mugiliformes; Mugilidae
Product: interferon regulatory factor 1-like
Exons: 7
Coding region: 180-980 (266 amino acids)
Biological process (GO): immune system process; regulation of transcription by RNA polymerase II
Cellular component (GO): nucleus
Molecular function (GO): DNA-binding transcription factor activity, RNA polymerase II-specific; RNA polymerase II cis-regulatory region sequence-specific DNA binding
Source: RefSeq, a predicted model, not a curated record